CUUGUUCUCGUUUCUUCAUCCUUUUUCUUUCUCUCUUUCUGUUUCUUCUCCAUUCUUUCUCCUCUCUCAAUUCUUCCCCAAACCCAUCUCUUAGAACCCUAAAUCCAAACUCACGGCAACAAGGACGGUAGGUCGGCAACGAGGACGGCGACGAGUACGGCUUCCAGGCAAAACCUCCACGAAUCCUCACACACACACAUCUUUUUCAUGGUCCAGAAAUACAACACUUGUUAGAGAUUGCAAGUUGAAAGAAGUAACAAGGGAUGGAGGGUCAAGGUUUAGAAGGGAAUGAAGAUUCAAUUUCAGCAAUAAAGGAGAUGAGGCGGCAGCUUGAAUCCCGUAUGGAUACCCUCCACACGACGCACCUAGACCUCAUUGCUUCCCUCCAAUCCUUGGUCCCAGACCUCGUUUCCUCUCUCGACCUCUCUCUUAAAGCCAUUUCCGGAAUUAACGACAAACCUUUUACCCCCCUCGCUCAAAUUCUCCCAUCCAAACCCAAUUUAAGCAAAGCCCAUGUAUCCAAAUUUCCGUUAGAGAACUCCAAAGUCACUUCUUCUGCCGCUCUCUCGAGGCCUUCACCUAGAGAGAGUGAGAGGGCUUUGGUUGAGGAGAAUGGUGGCCCACUUUCUGUUGUUAGGUCGAUGGUGGCAGUCUGUUUGUUAGAGAGGGUGCCGUUUAAUCCGAUUGAUUCCUCGACAGUGUUGAGGAAAUUGGAGAAUGAUUCAUCAGCUACGGUGGCUGAGAGGGCAGCAUUGAGGGAGUUGGGUGGGGAGUCGGGGGCAAUCCUUGCAGUGGAGAUGGCGCUAAGGUCCAUGGCGGAGGAUAAUGGUGGGCUGGACUUAGAGGAGUUUGUUGUGAGUGGGAAGUCAAGAGUGAUAGUUAUGAACAUUGAUAGGACUAGGCUUUUGAAAGAGUUGCCGGAAACUAAGCAGUUGAAUGAGGGGAACUCCAAUGAUGGGAAUAGGAUAACUGAUAUGAUUGGUGGAGGUGGAUUUGGUGUUGGGAGGGGAAUGCAGGAUAUGUGGAUGGGAGGACCAAUGAUGAUGGGGCCAAGGGGUGUUGGGCCGAGAGGGAUGGGGAUGAUAGGGGUGCCAAGAGGUGUGGGGGUGCCGCCCCCAAUGCAUAGGCCAUCUCUAAUGGCCCCCAGUGGGCUGCAAGGUGUGGGAGGAAAUGCCCUUGCGUUAAAACCGAGGACGGAGGAGGAUGAUAUGAAGGAUCUUGAGGCUUUAUUGAAUAAGAAGAGUUUUAAGGAAAUGCAGAAGUCAAAAACGGGAGAGGAGCUUUUGGACCUCAUCCACCGGCCUACUGCUAAAGAAACUGCUGUCGCUGCUAAAUUCAAAAGCAAAGGUGGAUCUCAAGUGAAAGAAUACUGCUCCGCAUUAACAAAAGAAGAUUGCCGACGUCAAUCGGGUUCCUUCAUUGCUUGUGAAAAGGUUCAUUUUCGGCGUAUAAUUGCUGCACAUACUGAUGUGAAUUUGGGGGAUUGUUCAUUUCUUGAUACCUGCCGUCACAUGAAGACAUGCAAGUAUGUCCAUUAUGAGCUGGAUUCAACUCCGGACGUAUCACCUAUGAUGAUGGGUCAAGCUACUUUACCCCCUCCCAAGCCAUUGAAGCCUCAAAGUGCUCACUAUUGCUCGGAAGUAGAGCUUGGAGAGCCACAAUGGAUUAACUGUGACAUACGUUCAUUUCGAAUGGAUAUUUUAGGGCAAUUUGGAGUUAUAAUGGCUGAUCCUCCUUGGGAUAUUCAUAUGGAAUUGCCUUAUGGAACUAUGGCUGAUGAUGAGAUGCGCACUCUUAAUGUUCCUGCAUUACAAACUGAUGGUCUGAUAUUUCUUUGGGUUACUGGACGUGCAAUGGAACUUGGACGGGAAUGUCUGGAACUUUGGGGGUACAAGCGCGUAGAGGAGAUCAUCUGGGUGAAGACCAAUCAACUUCAGCGAAUUAUCAGAACAGGUCGCACUGGCCAUUGGCUCAACCACAGCAAGGAGCAUUGCCUUGUUGGAGUAAAGGGUAAUCCUGAAGUAAAUAGAAAUAUUGACACUGAUGUCAUUGUUGCCGAAGUUCGUGAAACAAGUCGUAAACCAGAUGAGAUGUAUCCCAUGCUGGAAAGGAUAAGUCCCAGGACAAGAAAGCUGGAGUUAUUUGCAAGGAUGCACAACGUACAGGCUGGGUGGUUAUCACUUGGUAAUCAGUUGCAAGGAGUACGGUUGGUAGAUGAAGGGCUGCGAGCAAGAUUUAAGGCAGCCUACCCUGAUGUUGAUGUGCAGCCCUCGUCACCGCCAAGGACAGCUGCUAUGGAAGUGGACCGCCCAGCUCCUCCAAGAAAUCCAUUUGUUGAAGGCGAACCCAAGUCCUCUGGACCCCAGUUCGCAGAGCCCACAGGUCCAGCAGUACCAUAUACUUUAAAUGCAAAAGCAAUGAGCGUUGAUGGAGACAUGACAAACUAAAUCCAGUAUCUAAUUAUGUGUUUGAGAACUGAUUCCCUCUUUGCUUCCAAUCUCUUACAUGACUGAAUUCCGAGCCAAGUUUUUGUCCUACUUAGAUAGCUGCCUUUAUUGGCUGAAUGAUUAGUGAGCAGUUCUUUUGUUAAUGUUUCUCAAAAGAUAACUGUUAUACCCUGUAAGGAAAGGAAAAAAACUUGUAGAAUACAUAUUAACUUUCAUCAGGUGGAGGCUGAUAAUCUGUCAUCGCAAUUCCUGGGAAUUAUUUGCCUGCUCCAAUUAAUUUUUCCAAGUAACAGUACUUGUUGAUGGCUGAUGUAUUUUUUUCUGUGGUAUGGUUCAUCUGCCGUCGAGCUUUAGGGUAAAGUACAGCUUGUCCUCCUAAACAAUGGGGCAUGCAGCAGCAGGUAUCAGCUAAAAUUACCAUCAUAUUGGCAAAAUUCUCAGUGGCGCAUCGGGGCAACCGGUCUCGAGUGUUCCACAUCAUGUACAGUGUGGAAGUUGAGAUUUUCCGUUUAGACUGUAUUUGGAUUGAUAACGUUGGAGUCAUGAAAUUCAAAUUCAUAAUAAUAAAUCUUUUGAACUUGGUAAA
Sesamum indicum (sesame) is the source of this 3033-nucleotide messenger RNA. Its product is annotated as N(6)-adenosine-methyltransferase MT-A70-like. NCBI's taxonomy places the organism in Eukaryota, Viridiplantae, Streptophyta, Magnoliopsida, Lamiales, Pedaliaceae. The record is from RefSeq and is a predicted model, not a curated record. Gene Ontology annotation, molecular function: methyltransferase activity. Gene Ontology annotation, biological process: mRNA modification. Gene Ontology annotation, cellular component: RNA N6-methyladenosine methyltransferase complex; nucleus.